GGUGGACUGUGGGGUCCAGGGGUCAAAAUUCGCGAGGAUGGACUUGAGUAUAAAUAUGGGAUGUUGGCAAUGUCAAGGUACAGUCUUGUAGUCUCCAAGCCACUAGACAGCUCACUAAAAUGGCCGCCCUUAAAGCUUUGAUCAUCCUCGCCGUCGUCGCCGCCUGCAUGGCCGCUGAGGAGCAGAGAGACAAGAAGGAUGUCAUGGCUGCCUACCCAGCUGGUUACGGCUACGGCGCCUACCCCUACUACUCUGGGGCUUACCCAUACGUGGCGUCCGCCUACCACGGAGUAGCCGCCGCUCCCGCCGUCUACCCAGCUGUUGCUUCCCCCGUCUACUCUAAGGCCUACCCAGCUGUGCCAGCUGUCUCUGCCUACUCAGCUGUUCCAGCUGUCUCCACCUACUCGGCUGCCUACCCCGCUAAGACCUACUCAGCUGUCUACCCAGCUGUCGCUGCCAAGGCUUACCCAGCUGUCUCUGCCUACUCAGCUGUUCCCGCUGCCUACCCAGCUGUCUCCGCCUACUCAGCUGUUCCAGCUGUUCACUCAGCUGCCUACCCAGCUGUCCACUCAGCUGCCUACCCAGCUGUUGCCCACCCCGCUGUAUACGCUUUGACAGUGAUAACCACACUCUCUAAAAUGGCCGCCCUUAAAGCUUUGAUCAUCCUCGCCGUCGUCGCCGCCUGCUUGGCCGCUGAGGAGAAGAGGGACAAGAAGGACGUUGUUGCCGCUUACCCAGCUGGUUACGGAUACGGUGCCUACCCCUACUCCGCCUACUCUGGAGCUUACCCCUACUCUGCUGGAGCUUACCCCUACUCUGCCUACUCAGGAGCUUACCCCGCCGCAUACUCAGGAGCCUACUCUGCUGGAGCUUACCCCUACUCUGCCUACUCCGGAGCAUACCCCUACUCCGCGGCAUACCGUAGUUCGGCUUACCCCUACUCCGCCGCCUACUCAGGAGCUUACCCCUACUCUUCCUACUCUGGAGCUUACCCCUACUCUGCUGGAGCUUACCCCUACUCUGCUGCCUACUCAGGAGCUUACCCCUACGCCGCAUACCAGAAGGCUUACUCCGGUUACCACCAUGCCGCCUACCCUUACGCUUACUAAUUUACUUGAAAGGAAAACAAAUUCUCACUUCAAUCAUUAGCAUUUUUUGUUGAAUAUAGGUAGCAUUUUUCAAGCUAUCCAUUAGAUUCAUAGGUAGCAGGGAUUCUGUACAUUUUUCAAAUGGGUAGUAUUGAUGCUAUUCAUUUGUUAAAUGGGUAGUAGUGAUGCUAUACAUUUUUUGAAUGGGUAGUAUUGAUGCUGAACAUUAGUUGAAUGGGUAGUAUUGUGCUUAAUAAAGAAUGCUGACAGCUUGAAGUGAAACUUAGUAUAGGUUAAUAAAUGCUCAAUUUUUCUAAAUUCGUCUGAAAUCUUCCAUAGAAAUCUUCAAUUUUCAAAAAUAAUUUUCAGAAUACAGGUAUCACAUCAUUUUGUAAUUAUUGUAAAUUUUGAAUAAACAGUUCUUACUUG
Molecule: messenger RNA, 1517 nt
Organism: Nilaparvata lugens (brown planthopper)
Lineage: Eukaryota; Metazoa; Arthropoda; Insecta; Hemiptera; Delphacidae
Product: calcium-binding protein P
Exons: 6
Coding region: 120-1109 (329 amino acids)
Source: RefSeq, a predicted model, not a curated record